GCCAGGCGCCGCCCCGCCCCCGCGCGAGCUUGGCGGGCCGGGCCGGGGAGGGUCGGAGGCUGGGCUCUCCUCUGCCGCGCGGCGCGGAGCCGCCUCGCUCCUCCGCAGGCGGAGCCUCCUUCCCCCGCCCCCUCCGUCUCGCUCCCUUGUUCUCGCCGGGGCCGCUCAGACCUGCAGCGGAGCCGCGGCGCCCGCUCGGAUCCGCUCCGGGUGCGCCCUGGGAGCCGGUGGCGGGGGCGCUCCCCGCCGUCGUGGGCGCCUCAGCAGAGCCAGCUCCGGCCCCUACUCUGCCUCAUGAGAUCAAUCCACCUUCAAGGGCUGCAGUUGACAGUGUGGGCAGGGGCAGGAUCUGGAGAGAGCUGACAGGUCAGAGAUUUAUCCAUUUGGAGGGCUGGAGGUGAAUACAGAGAGAGCCUGCCUGGAGGAAAGGAUCAAACUGUCUGCUCUUCGCCUGAUCUGGUUCUGGGCAGUGGGGUGUGGAUCCAUGGGGUAGCCCCAACACAUCCGCCCCUCUGCCCCAGCCAGCUCAUGGGCCACCUAGCCCUGCCCAGCCUCAGCACCCCAGGCCAGUGAACAGAACCCUGGCUGGAGUCCCAAUAUGUGGGGCCUGGUAAGGCUCCUGCUGGCUUGGCUGGGUGGCUGGGGCUGCAUGGGGCAUCUGGCAGCCCCAGUCCGGGCCUGGGCAGGGUCCCGGGGACGCCCAGGGCCUGCACUGCUGCGGACCAGAAGGAGCUGGGUCUGGAACCAGUUCUUUGUCAUUGAGGAAUAUGCUGGUCCAGAGCCUGUCCUUAUUGGCAAGCUGCACUCAGAUGUUGACCGGGGUGAGGGCCGCACCAAGUACCUGCUGACCGGGGAGGGAGCAGGUACUGUAUUUGUGAUUGACGAAGCUACAGGCAAUAUCCAUGUCACCAAGAGCUUGGACCGGGAAGAAAAGGCACAGUAUGUGCUGCUUGCCCAAGCCGUGGACCGGGCCUCUAACAGGCCCCUGGAGCCUCCCUCAGAGUUCAUCAUCAAAGUGCAAGACAUCAAUGACAACCCCCCUGUGUUUCCCCUGGGGCCCUACCAUGCCACAGUGCCUGAGAUGUCCAACGUGGGGACAUCAGUGAUCCAAGUGACUGCUCAUGAUGCUGAUGACCCCAGCUAUGGGAACAGUGCCAAGCUGGUGUACACUGUGCUGGAUGGACUGCCUUUCUUCUCUGUGGACCCCCAGACUGGAGUGGUGCGAACAGCCAUCCCCAACAUGGAUCGAGAGACACAGGAGGAGUUCUUGGUGGUGAUCCAAGCCAAGGACAUGGGCGGCCACAUGGGGGGGCUGUCGGGUAGCACUACGGUGACUGUCACCCUCAGCGAUGUCAACGACAACCCCCCCAAGUUUCCUCAGAGCCUGUACCAGUUUUCUGUGGUGGAGACGGCUGAGCCUGGCACUUUGGUGGGCCGGCUGCAGGCCCAGGACCCAGACCUAGGAGACAACGCUCUCAUGGCGUACAGCAUCCUGGAUGGGGAAGGGUCGGAGGCCUUCAGCAUCAGCACCGACUCCCAGGGUCGAGAUGGGCUCCUCACUGUCCGCAAGCCCUUAGACUUUGAGGCCCGCCGCUCCUACUCCUUCCGUGUGGAAGCCACCAACACACUCAUUGACCCAGCCUACCUGCGGCGAGGGCCCUUCAAAGAUGUGGCCUCAGUACGAGUGGCUGUGCAGGAUGCCCCAGAGCCACCUGCCUUCAGCCAAGCCACCUAUCACCUGGCAGUGCUGGAGAACAAGGCUCCUGGGACCCUGGUGGGCCAGAUCUCUGCCAUGGACCUAGACUCUCCAGCCAGCCCUAUCAGAUACUCCAUCCUCCCCCACUCGGAUCCAGAGUAUUGCUUCUCCAUUGAGCCCGAAGAUGGCACCAUCAGAACAGCAGUGUCCCUGGACCGAGAGGCUCGCAUCUGGCACAACCUCACUGUGCUGGCCACAGAGCUUGACAGCUCCGCACAGGCCUCCCGUGUCCAAGUGGCCAUCCAAACCCUGGAUGAAAAUGACAAUGCUCCUCAACUGGCUGAGCCUUAUGACACCUUUGUAUGUGAUUCUGCAGCCCCUGGCCAGUUGAUCCAGGUCAUCCGGGCCCUGGACAGAGAUGAAGUUGGCAACAGUAGCCGAGUCUCCCUUCAGGGUCCUCUGGGCCCUGAUACCAACUUUACUGUCCAAGACAACCGAGAUGGCUCCGCCAGCCUGCUGCUGCCCUCUCGCCCUGCCCUACCCCGCCAGGCUCCAUACCUGGUUCCCAUAGAACUGUGGGACUGGGGGCAGCCAGCACUGAGCAGCACUGCCACAGUGACUGUCAGCGUGUGCCGCUGCCGGCCUGAUGGCUCUGUGGCGUCCUGCCGGGCUGAAGCUCAGCUCUCACCCACUGGCCUCAGCACUGGUGCCCUGCUCGCCAUCAUCACCUGUGUGGGCACCCUGCUUGCCCUUGUGGUGCUGUUCGUGGCCCUGCGGCGACAGAAGCAGGAGGCGCUGAUGGUUCUGGAGGAGGAGGACGUCCGGGAGAACAUCAUCACCUACGACGACGAGGGUGGCGGUGAAGAGGACACCGAGGCCUUCGACAUCACGGCCCUGCAGAACCCCGAUGGUGCAGCCACAUCUGCACCAGGGCCUCCUGCCCGCCGCGAUGUGCUGCCCCGGGCACGGGCCCCGCGCCAGCCCCGGCCCCCAGGCCCGGCCGAUGUGGCGCAGCUGCUAGCACUGCGGCUGCGUGAGGCGGAUGAGGACCUCGGGGUACCCCCCUACGACUCGGUGCAAGUGUAUGGCUACGAGGGCCGCGGCUCCUCUUGCGGCUCGCUCAGCUCUCUGGGCUCUGGCAGUGAGGCAGGUGGUGCCCCCGGCCCCACAGAGCCGCUGGAUGACUGGGGCCCUCUCUUCCGCACCCUGGCUGAGUUGUACGGGGCCAGGGAGCCCCCGGGCCCCUGAGCGCCGCCAGGCAGCCUUUCCAGGCCCUCUGAGUGAACCCCAGGGUCCAGGCAGGCGGCAGCAGCCCGGCCUCCUCCCCGCCCAUGGCCCUCCUUCCCUCCAGAGCAUCCUUGCUCUGCCCUCCCACUCCUAGGUCGUCUGUGUGUCUCUCCAGGGAUCUCUGUCUGUCUGUGGCACCUUGUCCAGGUCUGGGUUUUGUGGCCCUGACCCUGCACCUCUGCACUCACACUGUGACUCCUUUAUCUGUGGCUAUUGUCUCAGCGUCCGAGUCUCUCGCUGUCUUCCUUACACACAUGCCCUGUCUCUCUCCAGCCCGCCUCACCCCUCUUCCCUGGGUCCCUAUAACUGGUUCUUGGGUUUUUUUGGUUGUUGUUGCUGUCUAUCCCAAAAGCAAAAGAAACUUCCAGCCACUGCUGCCCGCCCUCCUGCAGGGGAUGCUCUGCCCCAGACCUGCCCGCAUGGUUCCUUCCAUCACUCAUGGCCUCAUCCUGGCUCUGCCACGUCCAGCAGGAGUGAGCCGCCGCCUCCCAGGGCAAGAGCUUCAGUCCCCAGUUGGCCACCUCCCUGGAGCUCUGCCCAGCUGUCAGCCUGCCCUUGGUGACCCAGCUCUGGGCAUUGUCUUGUGUGUUUCCCAGGCCCCAGGGAGAGAAGGAAAGAGGGAGGCGGCUGGGGAAGGGGAAAGAGGGAGGAAGAGGAGGGGCCUCCAUCUCUAAUUUCAUAAUAAACAAACACUUUAUUUUGUAAAA
This is a messenger RNA of Cavia porcellus (domestic guinea pig), 3690 nucleotides long. It is a transcript of the gene Cdh24, whose product is annotated as cadherin 24. Gene Ontology annotation, biological process: homophilic cell-cell adhesion; multicellular organism development; cell morphogenesis. The record is from RefSeq and is a predicted model, not a curated record. The transcript is spliced from 15 exons. NCBI's taxonomy places the organism in Eukaryota, Metazoa, Chordata, Mammalia, Rodentia, Caviidae. Gene Ontology annotation, cellular component: plasma membrane; catenin complex; adherens junction. Gene Ontology annotation, molecular function: calcium ion binding; cadherin binding. Bases 599 to 2944 code for a protein of 781 amino acids.